AUGAACAAAGAGGAGGAGCCCAUUCAAGAGCCAUUAAUUUAGGAAAGUAGUUAAUAAAACAAAGGAAAAGGUCAGAGAGGAAUGUCUUAAAUGUCUGCAUUGACUGAAGAAACAAAGAAUGAGACUCAUAUUUAUGAAAUUCCAGAUCUGACUAAUGUUACCCAAAAUGUUCUUUGUAGGUUAAUAGCUGUUUCAGUAGUUUGUGUUGUAUUUUUGAUUGCAGAAGUUAUAGGAGGGCUAUGGGCAUAAUCACUAGCCAUAUUAUCCGACGCAGCACAUAUGUUUUCUGACAUGAGUGGGUUUUUCAUAUCAAUAUUUUCAAUUUGGCUUGCUUAGCGACCUGCUUCUUAGAAAAUGUCAUUUGGAUAUCAUAGAGCGGAAGUAAUUGGGGCAUUGGCAAGUAUAGUAUUGAUUUGGGGACUGACGAUUUUGUUAUUUUAUGAAGCAACCGAGAGAAUGGUAAAUCAGACUUUGGUAACUGAUCCACUGAUAAUGUUGAUAACAGCAGGAUUUGGAUUAUUUUGUAAUUUAGUAAUGGCAAAAGUAUUGCAUUCUUCACCAACAGGGGGACAUGAUCAUGGAAAUAUUAUGCAUUAAUGUAGUGGACAUCAUCAUGGACAUGGACACGAUCACAAUCACGGACACGAUCAUAAUCAUGAUCACAAUACUCAUAAUGAAGAAAGUAAAAAGUAGAUAAAGAAGAAAUUUCAAGUUAAAUAAAAACGAUCUAUGGUCAGUGAGAAUGGAGUAAGUUUGUUAAUCGUUGAAUAAUGUAUUGAAUCUGAAUCUAGUUCUAAUAAGAGCAAGAGCAAUAAAACAAUUGAAGAGGCCAGUAGGGAAAGUAAGUAAUCGAGUAAUGGUAAAUAAAAUUACUCAUAAGAAUAAGUUACUUAAUAAUCAAAUUAAAAAGAAAUUGCAGAUCAAAAUAACUCCGAAAGUUGUGAUCACGAUCACUCCAAAUAAAUAGGUUCUGAUGAAUUCAUAAGCUAAAAUAACAUAUCAAAAAAAAAAAUAGAAAAUAAAAAUUAGUCAGACUAGAGUCAUAGUUGUUCUCAUGAUCACACUCAUAGUGAUUCUCACGAACACGAUCAUGAUCACGACCAUCAUGACCACGAUCAUGAUCACCAUGAUCACGAUGAAAGAGAUGAGCAGACCAAGAGGAGAAAAAAUAAAGUGAAAAAUCAUAAUCUAUCAGAAAUCAAUGAACAUGAUAAUUAUAAUUUGAAAGCAGCUAUGAUUCAUGUCAUAGGAGAUAUCUUACAAUCAAUAGGAGUUUUAAUUGCUGCUAUAUUAAUUUAUAUAUUUGGCCAAAAAAAGGAUGAAAACAAUGAAAUUGUAUUCACUUAUUGGUAAUAUGCUGAUCCUCUAUGCACAUAUUUGUUUAGUAUUCUGGUUCUCUUUACAACAUUCGGAGUUGCAAAAGAAUGCGUACGAGUGUUAAUGGAGGGUACUCCAACAAACUUAAUCAUCGAGGAGUUUCGAGAUAGACUAAAUGCAAUUCACAGAGUAAGGGAAGUUCAUGAUCUUCAUAUUUGGUCUUUGUCUGUAGGAAAGCCAGCUAUGUCUGCCCACAUAGUUUGUCUAGAGAACCCUGAAUAUGUAUUAAAGAAGGCAACAAAAUUAUGCAGAAAAUUUGGGAUCUAUCAUUCGACCAUACAGAUUGAACUCUUAGAUAGAUAGGGAGCAAUUGAUUACAUUAAAUGUAAUCAUAACUUGCAUAAAUGA
This is a messenger RNA of Paramecium tetraurelia, 1725 nucleotides long. RefSeq lists its product as uncharacterized. Gene Ontology annotation, cellular component: plasma membrane. NCBI's taxonomy places the organism in Eukaryota, Ciliophora, Oligohymenophorea, Peniculida, Parameciidae. Gene Ontology annotation, biological process: zinc ion transmembrane transport. Gene Ontology annotation, molecular function: zinc ion transmembrane transporter activity. The transcript is spliced from 3 exons. The record is from RefSeq and is a predicted model, not a curated record.